AUGGGUUAUAAUAUUGCUAUGCUUUCUGAUUUUUUUUAUCCACAAUUGGGUGGUGUAGAGUUUCAUAUCUACCAUUUAUCUCAGAAACUGAUAAAUUUAGGACAUUCAGUUGUAGUGGUAACCCAUGCAUAUGGUACCGAUAGGAUUGGUGUUAGGUAUUUGACUAAUGGGUUAAAAGUGUACUAUGUUCCAUAUUUUGUUUUAACUCGAGAGACGACGUUUCCUAAUGUGUUUGGUACUUUUCCAUGGAUACGAAAUAUUUUGAUCAGAGAACAGAUUGAUAUUGUCCAUAGUCAUGGUAGUGCAUCUAGUUUCUCAUUAGAAGGUAUACUGCAUGCUAACAGUUUAGGUUUGAGGACUGUUUUCACGGAUCAUUCACUUUAUGGGUUUGGGAAUAUUACUUCUAUUUGGGUUAAUAAGUUGCUUACUUUUACUUUGACAAACACAGAUAGAGUCAUCUGUGUAUCGAAUACAUGUAAGGAUAACAUGAUCAUGCGUACCAAGACUGAUCCUAAACGGAUGUACGUUAUACCCAAUGCUGUAGUGGCCAGUGAUUUUACACCAUUGGAAGAUAAUGAUGACUGCAUUGUUAGAUCCAAAAAAAAGGGUAUUACCAUAGUUGUAAUAAGUAGGCUAUUUGCAAACAAGGGUUCAGAUCUUCUGACACACACUAUCCCAAUCGUUUGUGAGAACCAUACAGAUGUAAACUUCAUAAUUGCCGGAGAUGGGCCAAAAUAUGUGGAUUUCCAACAAAUGAUCGAAACUUAUAGAUUACAAGAUCGAGUACAAUUGUUAGGGUCAGUGCCUCAUGAAAAAGUAAGAGAUGUAAUGUGUCAAGGUGAUAUAUAUCUACAUGCAAGUUUAACAGAGGCGUUUGGUACAGUUCUUGUGGAGGCAGCCUCUUGUGGCUUGCUGAUUGUAACCACGGCAAUAGGCGGGAUACCUGAAGUGCUUCCUGAGGAUCUCAUCGUAUAUGCCGAUGAGAUAUCUGUGUCCAGUCUUGUAGAAGCAACUAACAAGGGUAUCAGUACCAUUAGAAGCAAUGAUUUUGAUAGAAGCUGGGUGCAUCAGGAAGUAGCUAACAUGUACGAUUGGAGCAAUGUUGCAGCGAGAACUGUGGAAGUUUAUGAUGGCAUAUUCGAAGAGGCAUUGCCAGAUGAUAAGGACUGGUUGACAAUGUUGAAGCGAUUCAAUAAGAGAGACGGUAUCUGGGCGAAACACUUGUACAUAUUAUGUGGGAUCGUAGAAUACCUAAUAGUAAUCUUUUUCGAUUGGUGGUACCCUCGAGAGGAUAUUGAACCAGCAGUGAAAUGGCCAACUACGAAACAACAACACCAUCAGCUACAUGGUCAAACCGGGAUCCAUUCGUACAACCAUAAAUAA
Molecule: messenger RNA, 1383 nt
Organism: Vanderwaltozyma polyspora DSM 70294
Lineage: Eukaryota; Fungi; Ascomycota; Saccharomycetes; Saccharomycetales; Saccharomycetaceae
Gene: SPT14
Product: phosphatidylinositol N-acetylglucosaminyltransferase SPT14
Exons: 1
Coding region: 1-1383 (460 amino acids)
Biological process (GO): GPI anchor biosynthetic process
Cellular component (GO): glycosylphosphatidylinositol-N-acetylglucosaminyltransferase (GPI-GnT) complex
Molecular function (GO): phosphatidylinositol N-acetylglucosaminyltransferase activity
Source: RefSeq, a predicted model, not a curated record